Messenger RNA from Aspergillus wentii DTO 134E9, 2616 nucleotides. RefSeq lists its product as uncharacterized. The coding region runs from base 1 to 2616 and encodes 871 amino acids. NCBI's taxonomy places the organism in Eukaryota, Fungi, Ascomycota, Eurotiomycetes, Eurotiales, Aspergillaceae. The record is from RefSeq and is a predicted model, not a curated record. Gene Ontology annotation, molecular function: DNA binding; DNA-binding transcription factor activity, RNA polymerase II-specific; zinc ion binding. Gene Ontology annotation, biological process: DNA-templated transcription; regulation of DNA-templated transcription. The transcript has 4 exons.
AUGGAAACCCCCUCCAAUCUCCCGCAGCACGACGGCUUCCCGUCGCGGGGUGAAAUGCCCAUCCAACAAGCCGAGCGCGAUCUCAACAUUCUCCCCACUUCGAAUCUCCCCUCCCUGCCAGGCACAUCGACGGAAAUGCCAAAUGGAAUCAGUUCGUCCUCGACGCCUCCGCCGGCCGUGAAUAAGAAACAACUCAUCACGAAUACCAAGGUUGCGAUCCCCCGCCAGCGAUCGAGCGCCGCCCCGCGGUACAACCGUCGAGUUCCGCGGGCGUGUGAAUCGUGUCGCCAUCGCAAGACGAAAUGUAGUGGCGAUACGCCGAUUUGCAGACAGUGCAAGGAGUUGAGGGUUUCGUGUCGGUAUCCGGUGUCGUGGAGGGAGAGGACGAAGAGUCAAUUGCAGAAGCUUACUUUGAAAGCUGACGAAUUCGAAAACUUGUUGAAAGAGCUUGGUCAUGUGGUUGAUGGUCGAAUGUCGGAUCGGAUUAAGAACUUGCUUGAUAGGCAUUCCGAAGGCGAUAGCUCUUCAGCUGACCCUCAGUCAAAUUCGGUAACGCCUCAAGAUGACUGUAUGGACCAGUAUGAACCAUCAUCCCCUUCAUCGAUUGGCUCGCUAGACGCUAUUGACCGGGUCGAAGAAGACCUCAAUCGAACAGAGAGUACCAGGGCUACGGGAUAUAUGGGAAAGAAUUCAGAGGUCACAUGGAUGCAGAGAUUGCGAAAAGAGGCCGAGCAGCGUGCCCGGAAACAGCCAGGGACGUUUGAAGCCGAGCCUGAAGGCGACUUCGCUCUUCAUUCAGUGAACUACCAUCUGGAUGACAUGGAUAUCUCUGUGCCCGGGCCUGUGAACGUGUACUGGAUGCCGCCCCGCGAGCUGGCAGAUAAGCUCUUCGAUGACUAUCUCACGACGGUUCAUCCGUUCUUCCCCAUCAUCGGUCGAAGUCUUUUCUGUGCGCAGUACAAAACUUUCUUCGAAAGCUCCGCUCGGCCUGGUGAUAAGUGGCUGGCUAUUUUGAAUAUGAUUUUCGCCAUUUCUUCAAAACAUGCCCACUUGACACAGGCGCCGUGGCGUGGCGAUGAACAGGAUCACCUGGUGUACUUGACCCGGGCCCGCAUUCUCAGUAUGAACGGAGACGUGCUAUUCAGCCAUCCUGAUCUCCAGCAGGUACAGGUCGAAGGUUUGAUUUCAUUCUACCUGCUUGCGUCCGAUCAAAUCAAUAGAGCGUGGAGGAUUGCAGCCCUAGCCGUGCGCUCUGCAAUUACUCUCGGUAUUAACAUGAAGAAUACCGGAGUAUCAAUUUCCGGUGUAUCAAAAGAGGCACGCUAUCUCGUCUGGUGGUGCUUGUAUACCUUUGAGCAUAUGCUUGGAAUAAUGACCGGAAGAUCAACCUGCAUUCUGGAUGGUGUUUGCACCACUCCUUUGCCCCUUCCCUUUGAAGAAGACCAAAUGCAAGGACCAAUGGCAGUUGAACUCCUUGCUGACAUGGAACUUCGCGAGAAAUAUGUCGGAACUGUGCUGGCAAGUUCCUGUGUCCGCCAAACGUCCUUGAACCCGCUAGAUGGUAGAACCGCCAAGUCAACUGACAAUCCACGGGACGUCUCGUGGCUGAAGAGCUUGCCGCCAUCCAUGGCAUUGUGUUACACUUAUUAUGCUGAUCUCACAGUCGUCAGCCAGGAAAUCGUGAAUCGGGUGUAUUCACCGGACUGCGCCAUGACGCCAUGGGCACACAUUGAGAAUCGCAUCGGAGAGUUGAGGGCUAGAAUUGACCUCUGGUACUCGAGUCUUCCGGAGUCGUUUGAUUUCGUACGCAAGAGGGAUGCAGAUCCAGACAUUCUUCGUGGCAAGGUCUUCCUGGCAUUGCAUUACUAUAGUGCGCGGAUUACACUCGGACGUCCGUGCCUUUGUCGCCGCGAUGCUGGCCAGGCAGGACCUAACGAGAAGUCAACUUUCAGCCAUGAAAUGGCGGUGAUUUCUUUGGAAUCUGCCAUGAAAAUGUUGGACCUGGUUCCGGAUGAGCCAAACGCUAUCCAGCUUUACCAGAUAUGCCCUUGGUGGUGCGUGUUGCACUACCUCAUGCAGGCUGCAACUGUUCUUCUCCUCGAGUUGUCAUUUGGCAGCAUCCAUAUGCCGGAGCAUGAGAACGAAAUUCUUCUUGUAGCCAAGAAGGCGAUCCGCUGGCUGUAUUCCAUGUCCAUGUCGAGUGUUGCGUCCCGUCGGGCCUGGCAACUGUGUGAUAGCAAUCUCAGACGGAUCGCUAUUGGAAUGAACUACGACAUAAGCGACAUGCCUAUGUUUGUCUAUGAGUCAAAACCCAAUCGACCCAUCGACACUAACGUUUUGGACUCCAGGCAGUCGAACUUUAACUCGACGGGCAUCCCUCUAUCCCAGAAUGCAGCCUGCGAAACCCAGCCGCACGAUGCGUGUCAACUCAACCCGACUCUCCCGGAAUACCCAGGGCUGUCAGCAGGUGACUUUGUGCCUAUAUCUCAUGCUGAGAUACCUGCUGGAGGUGACGUCUACUUCCCUUACGACCCUAUCAGUGGGGAAUUCAUCCGGUCCUUUUUCCCUACUUCUACAGAGGAAGAACCAUGGGACCAACAGCCAUGGAGAAACUGA